Drechmeria coniospora is the source of this 3318-nucleotide messenger RNA. RefSeq names its product Protein required for hyphal anastomosis. The record is from RefSeq and is a predicted model, not a curated record. Bases 1 to 3318 code for a protein of 1105 amino acids. Gene Ontology annotation, cellular component: cytosol. Gene Ontology annotation, biological process: cytoskeleton organization. The transcript is spliced from 6 exons. Lineage: Eukaryota; Fungi; Ascomycota; Sordariomycetes; Hypocreales; Ophiocordycipitaceae.
AUGAACAGCCUGUGGUCCUCGAGGGCGACCCAGGACCCAGACGCCCUCGAUGCCGCGAAGCCGGCCGGCGAUGUGGCGGCUGCCGGGGAGGGCGCGGGCGUGGUGACAAACGACGUGCGAGUCGAUGAGCAGCAGCAUGCUGUCGACAAACCAUCCGUUUCCGCACCGCCGAUACGACCUGGCCUUCCUCGAAAUGCUCUCCGGUCAGGUCCCCCUCCCUUCCCAGGUGCCAGUGCCGAUGCCGGUCCCGGACCCGGAUCUGGACGCGGCCGAGGCCAGCAGCAAAUGCCAUUGCCGCUCCCCCAACUGCCCCAGCAGCCGCAGAGACCGCACCACGGGCCGACGGACUCCCUCUCUCUCAUGCAGCUACGCCGCAUCGUCGCCGAGGUGAACCGCGCCGAGCCGGUGGCGUACGACUUUACCUACUCCGACGUGGGCUCGCACGCCGACGAGAUCGACGAGUGGUUCGUCUACCAGUUCUGGCAGUGGGUGCGCCUGAACGCUGCCCAGCAGGCCUUCAACUGGCACUGGUACGGCGAGGAGUCGGGAAGCGAUGGCGAAUCGCCGAGGUGGGACGACGCCGACGAGGACGCGAGGGCGAGCUUCGUCCAGGCCGCCAUCGUGGGCGUCGGGUCGAGCGAUGCGGCCCUGCGAUCGGCCUCGAUCGGCCAGCUCGUGUACCUCGUGCUGGGGAGAUGGGGAGAGACGGCGUCCGCGAGUGCCUGCCCGACGGCCGAGGCCAAGUCGGUCGCGAGCCCGUCGCAGUUGGAGGCCAUCAAGUCGGCCGUCCGCUGCCUCGCCUCGCUCCAAGGUCUACCGGUGAUUUGGGAGGCGCUGCGGAACUGUUUCGAGCUGCAUUGGUCUGGUGACGUUCAGCAGCAGCAGCAGGCCAGUCCCCAGGAGGCGCAGGACGAGCUGAUGAAUCUCAUGACCAUCAUGUACAUUGCCAUUCAAGAAGCCCUCAACGACCCGGAAGAUCCGUCCUCUGCCUACGGCAAGCUGCGUAUGUGCUACCCUGCCCCUCUCGGCCUCGCCUCUGCCCGACAAGGCCCGCUCUGCCAUGCUGACCCGACCUCAGUGGAACUGAACCCUUCUCUCGUCGAUUUUCUGCUCACCGCCAUGUCGAAGCUUCGUUGGGACGAGCAGAACACCAUGCCUCACAUGCACAUAUUUCUGCUUUUCUGGAAAUCCAUCCUGCUCGUCUUUGGUGGAACAAAGGAGCUAGAGCUCGUCAGAAAGGCCACGAGCGAAAUGACAAACGGCGACGGCAAUGAUAAGGAAACCAUCACGGCCUCCCCGCUCGACUAUCACGCGUUCCGACAAGAAGUCACCUCCAAAUAUCCAGCAUACGUUCCUCCCCAGCCUUUGAUUCCUCUCGAGGCCGACAACACAUCCCUUCUCCCCCCCCUCCCGCAUCAGUCGACGAGAAACAGCGUGGCCAACGGGAUAAUACCGACCCCGGCCGGCCCUGCACAGGACGGGGGUGCCUCCAUCCUGCACCAGCCGGUCCACAUCGCCACACCCGCUCCGUCGCCACCUCCGUCGCCGGCAAUCGGAGGAAAGGGGGGCAAGAAGCAGAACUACCAGACGAACCAGAACUUUCCCUUCAUGUAUCCGCCCCUCGACGCGACGAGCAACAGCGCCGGAGGCAAAGGCUGGAUCGGCAUACACGACGCCGUCGUUCGUCGUCGCUGGGAAGGUAGCGAUGUGCCGGCCUCGAUUCUCGAAGCAGGCGAGCUCUUCUCCUCCCGCGUGCGAAUGACCCGAGCGACCCGACAGCUCUGGGACGAGCGAGAGCGAUUUCUCAAGUACGAGCGCGGCUGGGAGUUUGACGAGGAUGACGACGAAAUCGACGGUCUCAGCCUCGAUGAGCUGACCCUCGAGGAGAAGGAGCUUCUCAAGGAGGUCAAGGGAAGGGACAAGAUCGGCAGCGCGCGGCACCCGCCAGAGGACGAGGUAGACUUUGGUCCCCAUCCUGAGCGGUUGAGCGACAGGGACAAGCAAAGGCUCGUUGCCGUCGAGAGGUUUUACCGAGAAGCCCUGCCUCAUCUGCAGUCGCUCGUCAUCGUCCUCCUGAGACCAAUCCUGCUGAACGUGACGGCAAUUGUCACGCAGCAAGCAUCCCAGGCACCAAACGGCAUGGCGGGCAGAGGCAGCAACCCGCUCGUCAUGAACGGCAGCGCUCCUCUUCAGAAGCCAGGAGACAUGGCAGGGCAGAUGUCCCACAUGGAGGAGCCGCAGCAGUCUCCCGAGGAGGUGGACGCGUCGAGGACGCGAGAAAUAACGUCCAAGGCAAUGACGGGCAUUCUGAUACUGCUGCUCAAGUGGCUGAGGUUAUCUCACGUGCUCAAGUUCGAGUACUUUACCCAGCUUCUUCUCGACUCCAACUACAUUCCGCUCGUGCUGAAGCUCUUUGCACACCAGGAUAUUCAGCAGGUGGUCGACAGCAAGAUGGACCGUGUCGAGAACAGCUUCUUCCAAUUCUGCAACUUGCGCUCCGAGGACAGGGUCGAGAGCGGGCCGGAACACGAGAACCAGGACGAGGAGGGCCAAGGUGACGCAGAGACCAGGGAGGAAAGGGACGCGGACCAAACCGCCGCCGUCGACGACGAGAGCGACGACAGCGCCGCGCCGCCUCCGAUCAAAAGGGGACGAUCGCCGAGGCCGAGGCAAGCCGAUGUCGAGGAGGAGGAGGAUGCAAUCGACGGUCAUGCCGAUCGGCCACCGGCCCGGCCAGAGGUGGACGAGCUUGGCUACCCCGUGAACCCGCUCCCGGUCGAGCCGAUCACCGACUUUUCGAGGCGCAAUUUCUUCUCGCUCAUCAACUACCUCCGAGUGAUGCAGAAGAUCUGCAAGGAUAAGGCACACCGGAACCUCCUGCUCGUGCAGUACAAGUCGUCGACGAUCCUCCGCAAAUCGCUUCGGGUGCCCCAGCAGGAGCUGCGGCUGUACACGCUCAAGCUCUUCAAGAACCAGGUGCCGUACUGCGGUCGCAAGUGGCGCCAGGGCAACAUGCGCGUCAUCACGGCCGUCUACCUGCACUGCCGACCGGAGCUCCGAGACGAGUGGCUGGCCGGCAGCGACGUCGACGCCGAGGUCGAGGGGGCCCUCCCGCUCGAGCAGGCGCUGCGCAGCUUGACGCACUGGCGCAACGUGAGGCGGUACCCCGACAAGAUUGCCGCCGAGAUCCGGACGGCGAUGCGCGAGGAGCAGGACUUUUUCACGCGCGAGCUGGAAAAGCUGGACCUGAACUGGACCGACCUGGGCGGGGACGACAGUGUCGGCAGCGACUUGGACCACGUCGAGGGGUGGGCGUGA